This is a messenger RNA of Patella vulgata (common limpet), 862 nucleotides long. RefSeq names its product DNA-directed RNA polymerase II subunit RPB9-like. The record is from RefSeq and is a predicted model, not a curated record. Gene Ontology annotation, biological process: transcription initiation at RNA polymerase II promoter; transcription-coupled nucleotide-excision repair; DNA-templated transcription. Gene Ontology annotation, cellular component: RNA polymerase II, core complex. Bases 114 to 512 code for a protein of 132 amino acids. Gene Ontology annotation, molecular function: DNA-directed RNA polymerase activity; zinc ion binding; nucleic acid binding. The transcript is spliced from 5 exons. NCBI's taxonomy places the organism in Eukaryota, Metazoa, Mollusca, Gastropoda, Patellidae.
AAUACAAAAACGUGAAACUUCCGUUUGUAAAUAAACAGAAAAAUUGUUGACUUUUUGCGUGUAAGAAGUUUUGUUUGUCUUUUAAGCGAUAUACCGACCACGUAUUAUUCACGAUGGCUGAUUUAGAUUUAGCAAUGUAUGAGCAGCAUGAUGCUGGCCCAGGCUUUGUUGGAAUCAGGUUUUGUAAAGAAUGCAAUAAUAUGUUAUAUCCUAAAGAAGACAAAGAAAGUAAAAUUCUACUUUAUGCUUGUCGUAACUGUGAUUAUCAACAAGAAGCAGACAACAGAUGUAUUUAUGUCAACAAAAUUAUGCAUGAAGUCGAUGAAUUAACACAGAUUGUUGGGGAUGUAACAUCUGACCCUACACUACCUAGAACAGAAGAUCAUCCGUGCCCUAAAUGUCAACAUAAAGAAGCUGUAUUCUUUCAGUCACACAGUGCUAAUGCUGAGGAAGGAAUGCGACUGUAUUACGUUUGUGCUAAUUCUCAGUGUUUACAUAGAUGGACAGAGUAAAACAGACCUCUAAAUUUUUAUCAAGAGAUAUAAAUAUACUGUAUAAUUGACUCAACGUGAAAAGUAAACUGAAAAAACAUCACUGUUUUACAGGUACAUAUAGACGUGUACAAGAAAAUGUUUUAUAUGGGCCUAAAAAAAUUUAUAACUGUGAGGAGAAUAUGCAACCAUUUGCUUUUACAAAGUUCAAAGAUAUUGAAAAAAUUGAUUUGAUGAUGAGAUAUUAGCGAUCAUAACCACUGUGGACGUGUAGAAAAAUUCUGUUAUAGAAUUCCAGACAUUGUUUUGUCUAUACUAACAUUUCAGUCGUUGUCACCAUCUCAUCACAAAAUAAAAAGAAAAGAAACUUA